Messenger RNA from Lepus europaeus (European hare), 1812 nucleotides. It is a transcript of the gene FCAMR, whose product is annotated as Fc alpha and mu receptor. The record is from RefSeq and is a predicted model, not a curated record. The transcript is spliced from 7 exons. Gene Ontology annotation, molecular function: transmembrane signaling receptor activity. Gene Ontology annotation, cellular component: plasma membrane. The coding region runs from base 10 to 1662 and encodes 550 amino acids. Lineage: Eukaryota; Metazoa; Chordata; Mammalia; Lagomorpha; Leporidae.
CCCAGCGGGAUGGAUGCAGAAGCCCCACCAAAGCCCAGAGAGCCCAAGGUUGCCAACCGGAGAGCAGGAUGGAAAAAGCCCCUCCUCCUCAUCCUGUACCUGCUACAAGGUUCUUCUUUGGCCCCUGCACCCAGAGGAUCCCAUCUCAGAAGCCUGCUGCAGGUUAGCUCGCUCCCGUUCAAGACGCACCUCUGCACCGUGGAGACGCUCACACCUUCCUCAACCCUCUGCUGGCAGGAGGCACACUCCUUCACAGCUGCACAUGCACUAAAGAGCCCAAAGCUGGUGUCUGGGAAGCUUGGGGGAGCCGUCACUAUCCAGUGCCACUAUCCCCCCGUGUCGGUCAACAAGCACCAGAGGAAGUACUGGUGCCGCCUGGGACCCCCGAGGUGGAUCUGCUAUACCAUCGUGUCCAGCUACCACUACACGCACCGUCUCUAUGGCGGCCGCGUGGCUCUAGCCGACUUCCCACAGAGGGGCGUGUUUGUGGUGACGCUGUCCCGGUUGUCCCUGGAUGACGUGGGAUCCUACCGCUGCGGCAUCGGAGACCGGAACAACAUGCUGUUCUCCAGUAUGAACCUGACCCUCUCCGCAGGUGGUCCCAGCACUGUCCCGACAGCCACUGCGGCAGCUGGUGAGCUCAGCACAGCAUCCAGAGGGACGGCAUCUACGGCAGCCAACAGAUGGACCCCAGGAACCGCCCCGGCUAUCAAAGUACAGGGGACAGAAUGGGAAAGAGUUGCCCCAACUUCAGGAAGCAGCAAAACCACACCUCCAGCUAAGGGAAGACAAACCCCAGGAACAGCCAGGACAGAAGCUCCAGGGACAGGCAGCCAGGGAUCAGGUCCCACGGAGGCAACAGCUGCCUCUCCAGCGAGCCCAGCUUCAACAAUCAGAAGCAUGCCCAAAGCAACAGAUGGUGUUUGGGGGUGGGGCCCCAGAAGCUCAGUAACAACGAGGGCUGAGAUCAGCGAGGAUGGGAGGGUGAUGACAACUACUGAGGCCGCUAAGCCAACGGCGGAAAAAGACAGGGUCUGGGUAGAUCUGAAUACAACCGGGGAAGUCACAGGAGCCACAAGGCCAUCGGCCGUGGUCUCAGGAAGCUUGGCCUGGGAAACUCUCCAAGAAGCAACAUCACUCGUUUCUAAGCAACAAGCCCUGGAUGCCACUGAAGGAACAAGCCCAGCCACGGGGAUGUGGACCUUGGGAGCCACCAGCGUGGAUGCAGCAACUGUGGAAGGAGGCACUGAUGGAGACCUGGACAUUGCCUCUGGGGACAGUGGUCCCCAGGCAAUGCCAAGCCAGGCCCCAGCAGCAGGCCCCGGGAGGCUCCCUGGCAAGGGGUCUUCUGUGAAGAGCGCUCUCCCAGAAGAGGCCAGCAGCUCUCGGAUCCUGGCCCUGGUCUCCACCAUGCUGGCCGCGCUCCUCCUUGUGGCUCUGGCUCUGCUGCACAGGAAGCUCCGGAGGAGGAGGAGGAGGAAGAGGUGGAGGAGGAGAACCUCCCGGGAGGCCGAAAAGGCACCAGGGAUCACCCUGGUUCAGAUGACUUAUGUCCUGGAGCUGCACCAGGACCCGCCCUGCGUGGAAAGGAAGAUGCUCCAUGGUGACUCCCAUGCUGUCCAGCCCAGACCGAUUGUCCCCGAGCGGGACCCAGAACCCUGAGAGUGGAAAGGUAAACCACUCAGUCACCGUGGACAGCACCUCCAUGACCCCAGCCUCUUCUCAUCACCCCCUCCCACUUGCCCCCUGCACCUGCGUGACAGAAGCUAAUGGAGCUGGGGCUCCACCUGGAGACGCAAAGCCUGACCAUCU